This is a messenger RNA of Colletotrichum tamarilloi, 510 nucleotides long. RefSeq lists its product as uncharacterized. The transcript is spliced from 2 exons. The record is from RefSeq and is a predicted model, not a curated record. Lineage: Eukaryota; Fungi; Ascomycota; Sordariomycetes; Glomerellales; Glomerellaceae. Bases 1 to 510 code for a protein of 169 amino acids.
AUGGCAAGGCUACGAGAGGUGCAAGCCCAUUUGCCUCCCCUUGAUGAGCAAAACCAGGCAUGUCAUGGUAGCCUCAAUGAGGAUGAUCGGGACUUCGACGAUAAUGACGACGAAGACACCGACCGGGAUGACAUCGCCGACCUUGAUGGACUCAUUUACGUUGCAUGUUACGAAAUCUGCGUCUUUUGCCGAGAUUCGUUCGUCCAAGUGCGCAAAUAUAUAGCACAUAUGUGCAAGGCAAAAGCCACGUCGUACGAACAAUGGAGGGACCAGUACAGAAAAGAGCGCUGCACCCAGCUGCACCGGCAGGCAGCUGAAAAGUUAGACGAGAUGCUGGACCUUGACAGUAAGACUCCCAGAAAGGAAGAUUCUCGUAAACGUGCACGAGACGCAGAGGCAAAGUGCGCGGACCAAGAACACACGCACAAGAGACUACGCACUGCUUACAGCGUCAGUGACGGGCAUGGUGAGCUGCGCUCAAAUCCCCGAUGCCAUCAAAUUCUGAUUUGA